AUGAACGCUGAUCAAAUGAAAGUUUUUAAAAAAAUUAAAAAUAACGUAUUAUCUGAUAAUACUAAAUUGAGAUUGUAUGUUAGCGGAGAAGGUGGUACAGGAAAAAGUUUUCUAAUCAAUGUAAUUAAACGUUGGAUUAGAGAAGAAUUGAAUCUAGAAACGGUUGUAACAGCCCAUACUGGUAUUGCUGCUUUCAAUAUCAAUGGAUUGACUAUACAUCGAGUAUUUCAAUUGCAUGUCGAACACGGCUUCACACCAUCUUAUACGCAAUUAUCUGACAAUGUGCUAAAAGCAUUACGUGAUCAGCUACAAAACACAACGCUAUUUAUCAUUGAUGAGAUAUCAAUGGUAUCAAAUAUUACUCUGAUAUAUAUACAUUUAAGACUCGUAGAAAUUUUUGAUAUCGAUGAUUGGUUCGGAGGUAAACAUGUUGUUGUUUUUGGAGAUUUACUCCAACUCCCUCCUGUACAUGAAAAUCCAACUUAUGUCACAUUAUCAUCUGAAGAUGCUGAGAAGUAUGUUGGGUCAUUGUGUAGUGUUAAGUUAUGGACCGACUUAUUCUGUUAUGAAGAACUAAGAAUUAAUAUGAGACAAAAAACUGAUAAUAUUUAUGGUCAGCUGCUCUCUCGAGUACGAGUUGCUUCUAUGACUAAUGAUGACAUCAAAUUAUUAGAGCAGAGAAAAAUUAUUAUUGAUCCGUCUCUUUCGUAUAAUGAAAAAUUACAUGAAAUAUGUAAUUAUAUUGAGAAAUUGCCGUCAGAUACAGUCUGUUUGGUACCUACCUGUAAGCAAUGUGAUUUAAUAAAUUCAGUAAUGACGAGUAAAAUUUCUUCUGAAGAAAUUAUACUAACGGCUCGUGACCACUUAGAUUGCAAUAAAUCGUUGAUCAAAAAAGUAUCUGACACUUUAAAUAAAAUAGAAGAUAAUGCUAGUCAAUCAGCUGGACUUGCUAAAACUAUAAUAAUAAAAAUUGGUGCGAAAGUUAUGUUACGUCGAAAUAUUGAUGUUACUCUUGGUCUAGUAAAUGGUGCUAUAGGAACAGUUAAAUCAGUCUCCAAGUCGAUUGAUGGGAGUGAAAUACAAGCUAUCAAUAUAGACUUUGGUGCAGAUACCGAAUACGCUAUUGAGAAGAUUAAAGUCAAAUUUCAAUUAUUUAAAAGAGCUUUUGUUGUAAGAGAACAAUUCCCAUUAUGCUUGAGUUAUGCAGUGACUAUUCAUAAGAGUUAA
Molecule: messenger RNA, 1227 nt
Organism: Cotesia glomerata
Lineage: Eukaryota; Metazoa; Arthropoda; Insecta; Hymenoptera; Braconidae
Product: ATP-dependent DNA helicase PIF1-like
Exons: 1
Coding region: 1-1227 (408 amino acids)
Biological process (GO): DNA repair; telomere maintenance
Molecular function (GO): DNA helicase activity
Source: RefSeq, a predicted model, not a curated record